Messenger RNA from Symbiodinium natans, 507 nucleotides. Lineage: Eukaryota; Dinophyceae; Suessiales; Symbiodiniaceae. The record is from the annotation of a GenBank genome assembly.
AUGUCUUUCGUUCUUUCUGUCACGUCGGGGGAGAUCUACGGAGCACGACCUGUUCGCAUGCAUGUAGGCACUGUGUGCUUUAUUGCUGAAAGGGCGUUUUUCUGCGCCUCUUUUCAUAGCAACAUUUCUGCUCUGAUGUAUGUCCGGCCACACACCGGCAAAGACUGGCGUGUGGACGGUGUGGAGAGAUCCUCGCGGAGAGGCAGCCAGGAUGAAGGAGAACAGCAACCGGAAGGCUCUUUGGUGGCAGCCACCGUUCAACCUUCGAGGUGCCGCCGGCCCCAGCCUUUGAAACAGGCGCCGUCGGAGGAGCUGGUGGAGCCGCCCACGGAGGCAGCGGCUAAGGCUGCUAAGUCAGAGCCCGUGCAAGCAGGUGGGGGUCCAGUCAGAGCGCUGGGCACCCUGCCCGAAAAACAGAGCGACGUGACUGUCGGGAUGGGUCGCGAUGCUCAGUGGGCUAUCCAUGUCGCGAUAUCCCAGACAAACAGCCCGAAGGCCGGAACGUGA